GCGUCAAGAACUAAAGCAUCAUUCUCACUACUGAAGAAAGUCUGAAAAAUGGCUUCGCAAACAGAACUUCGAAUUAUAACCAAACCGAAGCCUAAAGUUAAAGGUAAAAUCACCACAAUUCUUCACUGCUACCUGCCACUGCUCUUCAUAACACUUUGGACUGUCACGUGUCAAGCUGAGUACUUCUCAUCAAUCGACAGCAUACCAGUGCUGGCAAUCGCAGAGGAAGAUUUAAUCCAGUGGUUUAGGAAUUUGCUGGAUUCUCAGGCGCAGGAUUUUGCUGUCUAUCGCAAUUUCAUAGAGAGAGUAAAGGAGAAGCAUGCAUUGGCGCGGGAGGAUCGAGAAGCAUAUCUGGGUAAUCCUUUAAAUGCAUACAAAUUAAUUAAACGUAUUGUAGUUGACUGGGUUAUAAUAACGGAAAAUGUGGGGUAUAACAAAGGUCUUAAAGCACUUAAGGAAAACCUGACAUCGUUGACUGCGGAAACAUCUUUUCCUGACUUAAGAGAACUACGCGGUGCGGCAAAAGGUAUAGGGCGUCUGCAGAUCAUGUAUAACUUAAGUACGACUGAUUUCGCAGAUGGUGUCAUCAAUGGCGUUAAUUAUGGUUCGGAACUCUCUCUCGUCGAGUGUUUUGAAAUCGCAAGCAAUCUUUUCGAAGCUAAGGAAUACCCUUUGGCAAAAGAAUGGCUCCUGUUAGUAUUGGAGCUGAUUUACAUUGGUGAUACUGCGAGAUUUAAGACUUCAGGUGAUUUUGAUAAUGAUUUUGACGGUGAUGUUGACGGUGAUCUUAGCAAUGAUGUUGACGAUGAAGAGAUCACGAAGCCAGAAGCAAAUGAAGUGAGUGGAAUAGAAGAUUCAAUACAACAAGCAAAAGAGCCUCUUGACACAGAGAAGAACAGAAAUGAAGCAGAGUAUGACGACGAAUAUGACAAUGCAGGAGUAGGGGAUGAUGACGAUGACGGUGACGACGACGACGACGAUGAAGAUGAUGUGACGGAAGAUCUUAUUUAUGAACCCCGAUAUGGUGUAUUUGCUCCUGUGGUAUUGUACGAUUGGGACGAAAAUGCCAACAUAGUAAAUCAAAGUGAAAUUGAAAGAAGAGACAACUUCAAAAACGAAACGUCUGCAGUCGAUCAAGAUUUGAUAGCAAACAAAUUGUUAAACGAAACACUAGAAUAUUUAGCACUCACCAGUUAUGAGUUGGGCGAACGAAAGGAAAUGGAACUUUACAUUAAUGAAAUCUUAGAUAUGAAUCCGGAACACGCCUUUAAAGAUCUGCUACUUUUUAUGAAUAAAAAAGAAUCACAAAAUCGCACCGAUUUCGACAGUUUGAUUGAUUUGCAGCGUUACGAAUGGUUCGCUAACUACUCACGCUUGUGUCAAGGUGAACAAGUGGAACAAAAGGAACGUUAUCAACUCAAGUGCAAAUUAGAUACUCAUAAUCACCCAUUAUUCAUAUUGGCACCCUUGCGAAAAGAAGAAUUGCAUGCAGAUCCCGAAAUUGUCGUGUAUCAUGGAUUGCUAAGUGAUAAACACAUUGACGAUGUACUGGAACAGUCUGAAGCACACAUGGUGCGUUCACGUGUUGGUGGUGUAGAUGAGUACACGGUUCGCGAUGUGCGCGUCAGCCAACAAGCCUGGCUAACUUAUCACAGUCCAACACUAAAAUACAUCCAUCGUACGGUAUCGGCAAUAAGUGGUUUUGACUUAUCAAAUGCUGAAGACAUGCAGGUGGCAAAUUAUGGCAUCGGCGGACAAUAUGAUCCACACCACGACUUUUUCGACAACUUUGAUCAUAAAGCUAAAUCUCCGUGGAUUGGAAAUCGCAUAGCAACACAUUUAUUCUUUGCUUCUGACGUCGAGCAGGGCGGUUACACCGUAUUCCCCCUCUUGAAUGUUUACGCAAAACCCGUAAAGGGUUCGAUGAUUAUGUGGCGUAAUUUGCAUAAGUCUCUGGAUCCCGACAGACGCACUCUACAUGCCGGCUGCCCUGUAAUCAAGGGCACUAAGCGAAUUUGUAACAUUUGGGUACAUUCUGGUUAUCAGGAAUUCAGUCAUCCCUGUGGUUUAGUGCGUGACAACUACAAAUCGGCACAUAUAUGAAGUAAAAAUAUA
Messenger RNA from Bactrocera latifrons, 2115 nucleotides. RefSeq names its product prolyl 4-hydroxylase subunit alpha-1. Gene Ontology annotation, molecular function: protein binding; procollagen-proline 4-dioxygenase activity; L-ascorbic acid binding. Gene Ontology annotation, cellular component: endoplasmic reticulum. The transcript is spliced from 7 exons. Gene Ontology annotation, biological process: peptidyl-proline hydroxylation to 4-hydroxy-L-proline. The coding region runs from base 49 to 2103 and encodes 684 amino acids. Lineage: Eukaryota; Metazoa; Arthropoda; Insecta; Diptera; Tephritidae. The record is from RefSeq and is a predicted model, not a curated record.